Molecule: messenger RNA, 1175 nt
Organism: Lynx canadensis (Canada lynx)
Lineage: Eukaryota; Metazoa; Chordata; Mammalia; Carnivora; Felidae
Gene: FGF20
Product: fibroblast growth factor 20
Exons: 3
Coding region: 1-636 (211 amino acids)
Biological process (GO): positive regulation of gene expression; regulation of cell migration; cell differentiation
Cellular component (GO): cytoplasm
Molecular function (GO): growth factor activity; fibroblast growth factor receptor binding
Source: RefSeq, a predicted model, not a curated record
AUGGCUCCCUUAGCCGAAGUCGGGGGCUUCCUCGGCGGCCUGGAGGGUUUGGGCCAGCAGGUGGGCUCGCACUUCCUGCUGCCUCCAGCAGGGGAGCGGCCGCCUCUGCUGGGCGAGCGCCGCGGCGCGGCGGAGAGGGGCGCCCGCGGCGGGCCCGGGGCCGCGGAGCUGGCGCACCUGCACGGCAUCCUGCGCCGCCGGCAGCUCUACUGCCGCACGGGCUUCCACCUGCAGAUCUUGCCCGACGGCAGCGUGCAGGGCACCCGGCAGGACCACAGCCUCUUCGGUAUCCUGGAAUUCAUCAGUGUGGCGGUGGGACUGGUCAGUAUUAGAGGUGUGGACAGUGGUCUUUACCUUGGAAUGAAUGACAAAGGAGAACUCUAUGGCUCAGAGAAAUUGACUUCUGAAUGCAUCUUUAGGGAGCAAUUUGAAGAGAACUGGUAUAAUACCUACUCAUCCAACAUAUAUAAACACGGAGACACUGGCCGCAGGUACUUUGUAGCGCUUAACAAAGACGGAACCGCGAGAGACGGUGCCAGGUCCAAAAGACAUCAGAAAUUUACACACUUCCUGCCCAGACCAGUGGAUCCGGAAAGAGUGCCUGAAUUGUACAAGGACAUACUGAUGUACAGUUGAAGCGUGAUAGUGUCUUUACUGAAGAACCAAACUACGACCAUUCUUUCUUGUUACAGUUCGCACCGUGAAAUAACCCAGGAAGACCCUCAGAAUGUUUUCUGGCGAGAGACUGACUUUGGAAAGGAUAUUGAGAACGGACAAAAAAUAACCCCCACAUUUUGACUUGAAGCAGAUCAAGACCUCUCUUUAUACGUGGAUUAAGUUCCCUUAGGUACACUGGGUCAGUCCUUACUGGAAAAUUGAAGCUGAAAAUCUGUUAAACUGUGGAUAAUGGGAACCCCACCUAGUUUGCUGCUGGUACCUCACCUCUCUGGAUUAUGUUUACUUUAAAAGUUACAUUAUAAAAUAGACACUUCAUGUUGAAGAAAUAAAUCAACGCAGUUGGCCAAAAUUAUUGCUACAUAAAUUCUGAGGACCUUGUAAGAUUUUGCAGGUUAUGGAGUUACAUGUAAAAAACCUGGAUGAAACGUGGACUAUGGAACAUGCAUGCCAAGAUGGAACAUUUUUUUUUUUAAGGAUGGACCUAUUUAUACAUUUUC